AUGAAUGAAACACAAGACAGCGACACAAACUUUGAAGUGGCAUGCUCUUAAUGUCAAACAACUCCUGACAAUUAUGUCAAAUUAGAUUGUGAUCAUAAGUUCUGUCUCGUUUGCUUAGCCUAUAAUUAUUUACAAUCUCAAUAAUAGAACCCAGAGUCUCAAGAUAUUGUAAAAAUAGCUAUCUGUUCCAAGUGUUAAUAUGAAACCCAUCUUGAUCCAGAUACUAUUGAGGCAAUUUAAUAUGUGAUUAAAGAAAUUAUAAUUCCAUUAAUUGAAUAGAAUUAAGAAGAGCAUAAUUUGGAUAAUGAUUUCGAUUUAAAAUAAUCUGAAACAAUUAGAGAAUCUAAAGCUAACUUUGUUAAUGAUAUUGUUAAUGAAAAAUAGAUUGAAAAAUUUGAAUAAAAAGAUAAAUAUGCAAACAAUUUAUAAUUUCAAAAAGUGGAUUAAACUAAAGAAGUCCCUGAAAUUAAAGAUGUUAAGAAAUUUAAAGAAUCUAUUUCAAAUAAAAAUGAAAUUACUCCUGCUUUGAAUGAAAGAGUAUAAUUAUAUUUGGAAAGAUUGGAUAAAAGUUUUAAAAAUAAAUUUGAAUCCAUUAGAGACAUUCAAGAUUAAAAAUUCUAAUUUUAAUAGAAGUGUUAAUCUACAAGAGAUGAAAUUAGUCAAGAAUUUCAAAAAGUAUAUAUUUAUAUUAAUUAGUAAAUACUUGCUUUGGAAUAAAAAAAGAAUAGUCUUAUUAAUGAAGUUAAUGCACUUGAAACUUAAUAAUUAUUAGAAAUCUAAAAGUAAGAGAAUGAAUAUGUAAUUAUAUUUUAAAUAUCUAAAGGAAACUUAAAUUUAAUUGAUGGCUAAAUAUUAAGAGGAAUUAAAGAACUUAAAAGGUUUUCCUGAAGAAUUGAGCAAAUUCUUAAUUGAAAUUGAAAAAAUUAUGACUGCCCCAUCUCAAUCUCUGUAAAUAGUAAAAUAUGUGUGCAUGAAUAGAAAUCCUUACUAUUGUCAUCCCAAAGAUAGUUAAUUCGAAUAUAAUCACUCUCCUAAUAGACAGAAGAGAGAUUAACUUCAGAUUCCAAAAUGAUAACAUUUCAAUAGAAGUUUAGUCCUGUUAAGAAUGAUAGAACCAAUGAAAUUUGGAAUAAGUUAAACGAAAGUGAUAAAAAGAGUAGACUUAAAGAAAGCUCAAUCUCGCAAUAAAGAUCAAAUUAAAAGAGUAGAUGGAAAGAAACUAUCUUAGAAAUAUUUGAUAAAAAAGAACAAAGUUUUGAAAGAUAUUCAAAUAAUAAAUAUAAUCCAUUGAAUAGAACCUACAAUAUUCAUUAAGUUUUGAACAUGCAACAAUAGAGUUUUUAAAUUUAAAAAGAAAAUUUAUUAAAAAGAUGA
Molecule: messenger RNA, 1374 nt
Organism: Paramecium primaurelia
Lineage: Eukaryota; Ciliophora; Oligohymenophorea; Peniculida; Parameciidae
Source: the annotation of a GenBank genome assembly